Molecule: messenger RNA, 856 nt
Organism: Ceratina calcarata
Lineage: Eukaryota; Metazoa; Arthropoda; Insecta; Hymenoptera; Apidae
Product: restin homolog
Exons: 4
Source: RefSeq, a predicted model, not a curated record
CCAAGUGAAAAUUAUCCAUUUCUAUUUUUAGUAUUACUGACGUUCGAAUAUUUUGAUUGUGGAAGAGUGAACAAGGUUCCAGUCGCCUUAAAUCAGAGGGAAAUUCGUUACGCCGAGGGUCCGAAUUGUCACGGGAACAACCCGAACAACCAUAAGAAACCAUCGGAGAAGAAUAAUAAUGUCGCUCAGAAGGCUGCGCAAGAGGCGAAGGCCGCCUCGGAAGCUCAGAAUAUCGCCGGGCAGCAAGCCUCCCGUCAAGUGAAAUCGCAACUCGCCGAAAAAGCGGUACAAGCAGCGAAGGCCGCGCAGGAAGCUCUGACGAGCAAGAAAGUGGUAGUGGAACAGUUGCAAGAGGAAGUGAGGGAGGCUCAAUCGGUGGUCCAGGAGGAAUCGUCGUCGUUGGAACAGGAGCAGACGAACGUAAACGCCGCGGUGCAAGCGGCGAGGCAGUCGCAAGAUCAGUUGAAGACGCUGUCGCACGCGAUCCAAACGGCCAAAGCGAACGCGGCUAAUGCACAGGCGGCCGCGAACGGGGCGCAGAAAACGCUACAGGAAAAGGAAGAGCUACUGGACGCUGCGAAGAGACGGGUCGAGGAACUGUCGAACCAGCUGAGGGCCGCCAGGCAGGAGCUCGCUAAUACGAAUCGAGAGGCUGCCAAAGCGAGCGCAGCUGCCACCGAGGCGAAAGCGAAUGCUAGCAGGAACAAGAGGAGGCUGGAAAAUAUCCGCCGGAUGAGGAACAUGAAAAGGUGACUCGGAUUUUCGAUAUCGUUCGACAAUUAUCAGAUUGCGGAUUUUACGAAUGCGCAGAAAUGUAUGGAACAUCGAAAGCUACAUGCAACGUUUAAACGAUGGA